This is a messenger RNA of Cannabis sativa, 2268 nucleotides long. RefSeq lists its product as uncharacterized. NCBI's taxonomy places the organism in Eukaryota, Viridiplantae, Streptophyta, Magnoliopsida, Rosales, Cannabaceae. Bases 213 to 2066 code for a protein of 617 amino acids. The transcript is spliced from 6 exons. Gene Ontology annotation, molecular function: cyclin-dependent protein serine/threonine kinase regulator activity. The record is from RefSeq and is a predicted model, not a curated record. Gene Ontology annotation, biological process: mitotic cell cycle phase transition; regulation of cyclin-dependent protein serine/threonine kinase activity. Gene Ontology annotation, cellular component: nucleus; cyclin-dependent protein kinase holoenzyme complex; cytoplasm.
AUCGAAUCCAGGCCUUCGACCCAUUACGUUCGAACCCAUUUACAGGCCCAAGAGAUGACCGUUAUGUUUCCCGCGUAGAACAACCUUUUGUAUCAACUGCUUGGACAGUUGAAGCCAAAAAAACCAUAUAAAGAAAGAACCAAAGCUCCAUUUUCUUACCAUCUACUCUCGAACUCAAAGAUCUUCUUUUUGUUUUUCUUCUCAACAAAGCAAUGGUUUUGAAAAUGGAAUACGACCCUAUCAAUCCACUUCCACUGGAAGAAGAUGGAGGUCCGGAGAACUACUUGGAGGUCGAAACUUUGUCCAUGGCGACUAAAAAUUACGUCGAGAGCCCAAUCUUGAGCAUUUAUCGACAAAGAGCUGUAAUGGUAGCCUAUAAAUACUCCAGAUGUGAAAACUUUGAUCCAGUCAUUCCCUAUCUUGCUAUGAAUUACUUUGAUCGUUACCUGUCAGCGACUCCUGUUAUCAAGGCUGUAACGAAUACUGGUCAACGAGAUCUCGAACUCCUUGCACUCUGUUGCCUUACACUUGCUUGGAAGAUGAGAGACCCCAGUUUCUUUCUUACCGAGUAUCUUGAUGAGCAUCCAGAAAUUAAUGUUGUUACACAUGGACAAAUCCUCACUAUGGAGCUUUACAUUGUCAAGGGAAUUGAUUGGCAUCUUCGUCCUGUAACACCCUUAUGCUAUGUUCCUCACUUGGAAGGAAAGUUAAACACAAUCUAUGGCUUUCGACGUAGCACUAUUAAUCAGAUCAUUAUACAAUCAGAACGCAGCGUCCGAGUAAGGCUAUGUAGGCCUUCAGUUGUUGCAGCAUCAGCCUUUCUUGCAGCUUCAUCAUUUCUCUAUCCCUCACAAUUUUCUGGCUUUGUGAAUCAAAUGAGUUCAGAUACAUUCUAUGGAUUGUUUCAGGAGGACAUUGAAGCGUGCACCAAUGCUAUGAUUGAUGUUUGCAAAGAGUUGAAGCUAUGGAUUGAAAGUGCAAUCCAAAAGGGCCAGUUCCGUCCAAGAAGGAAGAUACGAGCUGGAGUUGCAUCUCAAGAAUUCAUUGAAAUAUCUGAAAAUAUUGAUACUUCUGGAAGAUUGAAACAAGUGGCUGCUGAACCAUCUCAUGAAGUUAGCUCUGGAACAUCUAAAGAAGGGACUUCGAAACUAUUACCUGAACAAGUGGUUGAUGAACCAUCUCAUGAAGUUAGCUCUGGAAAAUCUGAAGACGCGACUUCGAAAUUAUUACCUGAACAAGUGGCUGCGGAACCAUCUGAAGAAGCUGGUGCCGAAAAGUCUAAAGAAGUGGCUGAUGAACUGUCUCAAGAAGCUGAUCCCGGAAAAUCUGAAAACGUGGCUUCUGAAUUAUUACCCGAACGAGUGUCUGAUGAACGGUCUCAAGAAGGUGAUGCCAGAAAAUCUAAAAAAGUUACUUUUAUAUUACCUGGACAAGUGGCAGCUGAACCAUCACAAGAAGAUAGUCCCGGGAAAUCUAAAGAAGUGACUUCUGAAUUACCUGAAGAUGUGGCUAACAAACCAUCUGAGGAAGCUGGUGCCGGGAAAUCUGAAGGGACUGUUGAAUUGCCUGAACAAGUAGCUGCAAAAACUUUUGAUAAGUCUGAGACAGAGGUUGUUCAAACAUCUGAGAUGUCUGAGCUACAGCAUGCUGAAACUUCUGAGAAGUCUAAACAUGAUGGUGCUGGAACAUCUAAAGAAGCUGCAGAAACAUCCAUUGGAGUGGCAUCGAAUUAUGGUGAGAAAAGCUCACAGAGACCAGGGAAAGAGAAGGUGGAAGAGGCAGAGUUGGUAGUGUUUCCACAGACGGUAGUUGAAAGCUAUGAGAUGCAGUUUAACUUUCCAGUUAGGUGGGAAAUAGAAGAGAGAUUCGUAGUUGCGGAUGAUGAUGAUGAUAUUGAUGAUGCUUUUCUCAUAUUCUCUCCUACGCUUGACAUAUUGGCUCCAGUGGCCCCUCAGCAGAAUGUAGAACCUCCAAUACAAGAUGAAGAAGUUCAGCCGAAUGGUCCAUUUCAAGAAUUCUGUGGCUUCUGCUGCAAAUGCUGUUGUGAUUGCUGCAAGCUUUUGUAAUGUCCCUAUAAGUAGUAGAAUUUUUCAUACAGAGAGACAAAGAUAAUUCUUGUGGAGAAGAGUAAAAACACGAAAUAACUGAAAGUGAAAGUUAAUAAUAACAUUGUAGCUAUGGAUAAAAUGCAUUCAAUGAACACCAAAUGUAUAUGGUUUUUACUUUUACCUUUUUUUUUAGGUAAAUGAUUUUAAGCUUUUACCAAAA